AGAGGGGUGGAUGUAAUGUAUGACCUUGAGAUGUGUUUCUGAAUGGCUCACCUGCAGCAGACAAGAAUGUUCCAUGUUUAUCACCUUAGUCUGUUCAAUUGUAAGGCAACAAUGAUGUCCUAUGAAGAAGAGAAACCAGUCCAAUGCCAUCAGCUUUGAGAAGGGGGAAGAUCUUGUGAGCACCACCUUAAUCCUUCCCUCCCAGCCCCCAAGCUCUACAGAGGACUCCUAAUCCCAACGUACACCUGCUCUCUGCUGUCAGUAUUAUGAAUCGUCUUGACCUUGACUGCCUCUGCCCAGGUUCUCCUGGAAGAAUGGCUGAAAAUUUAGGAAAGUAUGAAAAGGACAUCCCUUCUAUGUCACAGGAGAACUCCCACACGAGUUUGGAUGAUGUGCAGGGACCAGAACUUGGCAAAUGUGCAAGAACCAAAUCCAUCCUCACCAGCCUUCUCAAGGUGCCCCUGAUGUUUGGCUUUUUGUACCUGUUUGUGUGCUCGCUUGAUGUGUUGAGCUCUGCCUUUCAGCUGGCAGGAGGUAAAGUGGCAGGGGACAUUUUCAAGGAAAACACUAUCCUCGCUAAUCCAGUGGCAGGGCUCGUGGUGGGAAUCCUUGCCACUGUCCUGGUUCAGAGUUCCAGCACCUCCAGCUCCAUUGUGGUCAGCAUGGUCUCCUCAGGGUUGCUGGAUGUAGCUUCUGCCAUUCCCAUCAUCAUGGGUUCCAACAUUGGUACCUCAGUCACCAACACCAUUGUAGCACUUAUGCAGGCCGGUGACCGAAAUGAUUUUAAGAGGGCCUUUGCAGGGGCCACCAUCCAUGACUGCUUCAAUUGGUUAUCAGUAUUGGUUUUGCUGCCACUUGAGGUGGCCACCAGUUAUUUAUACCGAAUCACCAACAUUGUUGUGACAACCCUCAAGUUUCGUGGUGGACAGGAUGCUCCAGAGCUCCUGAAAGUAAUCACAGAGCCUUUCACUAGUCUUAUUAUCCAGCUGGAUAAGUCGGUGAUCACAGGCAUUGCCACAGGCAAUGAGAGCUUGUACAACCAAAGUCUGAUCCAGGUGUGGUGUGAAGCAUCAUCCAGGCAGAUUUCUUCUAGCAGCACGAGAGGAAGACUCCUGAAUUGCAGCUCCCUUGCACUAUGCCACCUGGGAAGUUCUGGCAAUGUCAGCACUGCAAUGCUACAGAAAUGCCACCACCUAUUUGUGGAAACCUCGCUGCCUGACCUGGCUGUUGGACUCCUGCUGCUGGCUGGGUCGCUGAUCAUGCUAUGUACCUGUCUCAUCAUGCUGGUUAAGCUACUCAACUCUGUGCUCAAAGGCCAGGUAGCCAGAGCAAUCCGGAAGGUCAUCAACAUAGAUCUGCCGUUCCCAUUUAGCUGGGUCACUGGUUACUUCGCCAUGUUUGUUGGUGCUGGAAUGACCUUUGUGGUGCAGAGCAGCUCUGUCUUUACAUCAGCGAUCACACCACUCAUUGGUGUUGGAGUGAUUAGCUUGGAGCGUGCUUAUCCACUUACCCUGGGUUCCAACGUUGGAACUACAACCACUGCUCUCCUAGCUGCCUUGGCCAGUCCAGGAGACAAAAUGGCCAGUGCUGUACAGAUUGCUCUCUGCCAUUUCUUCUUCAACAUCUCUGCAAUCUUGCUGUGGUAUCCUCUGCCUUGCACCCGCCUCCCCAUCCGAAUGGCCAAAGGGCUUGGGAAGCAGACAGCCAAAUACCGCUGGUUUGCAGUCUUCUACCUGAUCAUGUGCUUCCUGCUGUUGCCAUCACUGGUGUUUGGACUCUCUCUGGCAGGAUGGCGGGUCCUGGUGGGUGUGGGAGCCCCUUUCUUGAGCCUUCUGUCUUGUGUGGCCUUUGUCAACUUCUUGCAGUUGCGAAGCCCCAGUCGACUGCCUCAGUGGCUUCAGAGCUGGGACUUCCUCCCCUACUGGCUACGCUCCUUGCAACCCAUGGAUGGGCUGAUCACCAGGACCCUGCAGUGUUGCAAUGACCGUUGCUCAGGCAGUCAAGAAGAACGCAGUGAUAUGCCUCCCCAAAGGAAAACCAAAGCAGGCCUGGGUAAUCCUUCACUCAGCUUCUUGAAGGAAUUAUCUCUUCCACCAAAACCAUCAUCCUGUUUGAAUUCAGAGUCAGCACACAGUGCUACCCGCCUAUAAGUUGGGAAGGAAUAAAGUUCCCAUUCUUGCCUACAAAAGGAGGAUGCUCAGUAGAAAAGGAAUGAUUGAGGUAAUUUUUGAAGGCAAGAAGGUGCAUCUGCCACUUUGUGUGGCUGUAUGUGUGAUGAAUCUGAAUGUUUGGUGUUGCAUGUACUACUGCCAUGUGUUCAUCUGUGUCCCAGCCGUUGUGGGUUCAUCUGCUAUUUUGCAUGACUCUGCAUGGGAUGCAUGAUUAUGCUGGUAACUGCAAACAACUGUCACUGUGCAUAUCCUUGUGUGUAGUGUGCAUUAAUGAACAACUAUAAAAUCAUGUCUCAA
This is a messenger RNA of Sceloporus undulatus (fence lizard), 2468 nucleotides long. It is a transcript of the gene SLC34A1, whose product is annotated as solute carrier family 34 member 1. The coding region runs from base 267 to 2150 and encodes 627 amino acids. Gene Ontology annotation, cellular component: brush border; apical plasma membrane; vesicle. The transcript is spliced from 13 exons. Gene Ontology annotation, biological process: sodium-dependent phosphate transport; intracellular phosphate ion homeostasis. NCBI's taxonomy places the organism in Eukaryota, Metazoa, Chordata, Lepidosauria, Squamata, Phrynosomatidae. Gene Ontology annotation, molecular function: sodium:phosphate symporter activity. The record is from RefSeq and is a predicted model, not a curated record.